Molecule: messenger RNA, 1437 nt
Organism: Amaranthus tricolor (Joseph's coat)
Lineage: Eukaryota; Viridiplantae; Streptophyta; Magnoliopsida; Caryophyllales; Amaranthaceae
Product: glucan endo-1,3-beta-glucosidase 8-like
Exons: 3
Coding region: 1-1437 (478 amino acids)
Biological process (GO): carbohydrate metabolic process
Cellular component (GO): plasma membrane
Molecular function (GO): hydrolase activity, hydrolyzing O-glycosyl compounds
Source: RefSeq, a predicted model, not a curated record
AUGGAUCGAGCCAUGGCUAUAUGGUUAUGCACAUUCUUCGUGCUAGUGGCUACGAUCAAUGGUGCUGCUAACAAUCUAGGUGUAAACUGGGGUAACAUUGCGUCUAAUCCAUUACCACCAGGAAAAGUUGUUGAAAUGUUGAAAGACAAUGGCAUAAAGAAGGUGAAGCUUUUCGAUGCCGAUAGCUAUACUUUAAAACACUUAGCUGGGACUGGGAUUGAAGUUAUGGUUGCCAUCCCUAAUGACAUGCUUGAACGGAUGAACGACUAUGAUAAUGCAGAAGAUUGGGUCAAGAAGAACGUUUCCAAGCAUCUUCGUGAUGGAGGAGUUGAUAUAAGGUAUGUGGCGGUAGGGAAUGAGCCAUUCUUAGAGAGUUACAACAAUAGUUUCAUGGAAACAACAUUCCCAGCCUUAAAGAACAUAGUGAAGGCUCUUGAAGCUGCUGGUCAUGGAGAUAUCAAAACCUCGAUUCCCCUCAAUGCAGACGUGUACGAGUCAUCCUCAACCUCGCCCUCGAAUGGAGAUUUUCGAGGUGAUGUCAAGGAUCUCAUGCUAGACAUCGUAGGCUUUCUCAAAGAUAAGGGUGCACCAUUUAUCGUAAACAUCUAUCCUUUCCUUAGUCUCUACCAAAACGAGAAUUUCCCAGAAGAUUUCGCGUUCUUUGAUGGAGGUGGAAAAAGUAUAACCGACAACAGCAAAACUUAUAACAAUGUGUUUGAUGCUAACUUUGAUACUCUUGUUUGGGCCUUAAAGAAGAAUGGUUAUGGAGAUAUGAAAAUUAUAGUUGGUGAGAUUGGAUGGCCUACUGAUGGACAUAUCAAAGCUAAUCCUAAGAUUGCCAAAAAAUUCUAUGAUGGUUUGAUGAAAAAGUUGAGUUCUAACAAGGGCACCCCUAUGCGGCCCGGUGCAAUGGAGGUUUACCUCUUCGGCCUGCUUGACGAGAACAUGAAGAGCAUAGCCCCCGGAAACUUCGAGAGACAUUGGGGGAUCUUUCGCUAUGAUGGACAACCCAAGUUUGCGAUCGACUUUACGGGCAAAACCACCGACAAGAUGCCAAUAGGGGCUCAAGGGGUCAAGUACUUAGAACAAAAAUGGUGCAUCUUCAACCCGAAUGCAAAUAACCAGGAUAAGAUAGCAAGCUCCCUAGACUACGCGUGCUCAAGGUCAGAUUGCACGCCGCUAGGCUAUGGCUCCUCGUGCAAUGACCUUGAUCUUAAUGGUAACAUCUCAUACGCGUUCAACAUAUUCUAUCAGAUGAAUUAUCAGAGUGUCGAAGCUUGCCAGUUCGAUGGGCUUGGUAUAAUCACCUCCAGCAAUGCUUCCAAAAACGACUGUCUAUUCCCGAUAGAGGUUGACAGUGCAGCAAUUAGGGUUCGCAUGGCUCCAACAGGAACUAUUCUUUUCGGAAUUAUACUUUUGUUGUUUGUAUUAUUGUAA